Molecule: messenger RNA, 3069 nt
Organism: Galendromus occidentalis (western predatory mite)
Lineage: Eukaryota; Metazoa; Arthropoda; Arachnida; Mesostigmata; Phytoseiidae
Gene: Asap
Product: ArfGAP domain of ASAP
Exons: 15
Coding region: 1-2874 (957 amino acids)
Biological process (GO): positive regulation of GTPase activity
Cellular component (GO): cytoplasm
Molecular function (GO): protein binding; GTPase activator activity
Source: RefSeq, a predicted model, not a curated record
AUGCAGCUCUCGGUGGAUGAGUUCGUUGCGGAAACUCUCGACGACUAUAACAGUCCAACCACCUCGCAGUUUGUCAACCGUAUCAAUGACUGCCGACAGACGGUCGCGAACCUCGAAGAGUCGUUGGACUUCGACAGAGAUGGUCUCUCCAAACUCAAGAAAGCCAUCAAAGCGGUUUACAAUUCAGGUACAACCCACGUGGAUAAUGAUCUCUACCUUUCGAAGGCUCUCGAGAAGUUGGGUAGUCAUGCCAUGAGCCGUGAAGGCGAGCCGGAAAUCGGCGCUGCUUUCAUCAAGUUCUCGAUUGUGGCCCGGGAAGUUUCUUCACUCAUGAAGACGCUCAUGCAAAACCUUCACAAUAUCAUCAUGUUCCCGGUCGACAAUCUGCUCAAAGGAGAUCUUCGGGGCGUAAAAGGUGAUCUGAAGCGACCGGUCGACAAGGCGUUUGCCGAUUACGAUCGAAAAGUGACCAAAAUCGAAAAAGAGAAGAAGGCUAUUGCAAAAGAAGCUGGAAUGAUCCGAACUGAGAUCACCGGAGCAGACCUUGCCGAGGAGAUGGAGAAAGAGCGCCGUUGCUUCCAAUUGCAAAUGUGCGAAUAUCUCCUCCGUGUCAACGAAGUGAAAACACGAAAAGGCGUCGAACUGCUCCAGCAUCUCGUGGAAUUCUAUCACGCUCAGAAUUCGUUUUUCCAGGACGGUAUCAAAACCAUCGGGCAUUUCCAGCAGUAUGUGAAUGAGUUGUCCCAGAAACUUCAGACCAUGAAGGCCAAGCAAGACGACGAACGAAAGAAGCUUCUGGAGCUCAAGAACACACUCAAGAACUGCACGCCGUCUCAAUUGAGUCUCGACGCUUCGCUGAACUCCCACGGCUCCGGCGGAACUCUCGGUGGGGCCGCUACGGGUCAAGACAGUAAUUCCAACAACACGACGCAGAGCGGCUAUUCUCUCCAUCAGCUCCAAGGGAAUCAACACUACGGAACAACGAAAAGCGGGUAUCUGUCGAAGAAGAGCGAUGGAAAAAUGCGUCGAGUCUGGCAGAAACGGCGAUGCGAAAUUGUAGACGGCUACCUCUGCAUAUAUCACUCGGACGAAACCAAACCUCCCACGAAGCUCAACCUACUUACAUGCCAACUGAAACUGCCCAAUGAUGAGAGGCGAUGUUUCGAUCUCGUUUCAUAUAACCGGACCUAUCACUUCCAAGCCGAAGAUGACGCUGACCUCGAGGCUUGGAAAGCCGUUUUGCUCAAUUGUAAAGAAGGUGCUCUGCGUAAGGCGUUCAGCGAUUCGGCCGGUGGGGCCGAACUACGCGAGCAAUUAAUCCGUCAGGUGCAGAGUCUGCCCGGCAACGAUCGCUGCGUCGAUUGCAGCUCCAAUAAAGACGUCACCUGGCUUUCAAUCAACUUCGGCAUUAUCACUUGCAUCGAAUGCAGCGGCGUUCACAGGGAGCUGGGAGUCCACAUAUCUCGAAUACAAUCGCUGACUCUGGACAACUUGGGCACAUCCCAACUUCUGCUGGCCCGAGUCAUGGGAAACAACGCUUUCAACGAGAUCAUGGAAGCCACCCUGGGGAAUGUCAAUCGUCCCACGCAAGCUUCGAACAUGGAAGAACGCUCGGAGUACAUCCGCGCGAAAUACAUGGACAAGAAAUUCGUCUUGAGGACCUGCUCAACAAUGCUCGAUAUUCUACAGGACACUGAACAGGCCAUCCAAACUAGGUCUAUUUACCAAUUACUCCAAACAUGUGUCGAGGGCGCGGAUUACACGUUACCACUCCCCGGCUAUCAGAGCACCGGCGAUACAGCUCUACACGUCGCAGUUCGUCAGGUGAGACGGAAGAGCAGCGUGAGGUUGCGCGGGCUGAAAGGCGUGAAAUCGGUCGUAUUGCCGGGUUACGAGGACGGCACGUCUUUGCAUCUCGUGGACUUCUUAGUGCAGAACGGCAACUGUAUCGACGUGACGAACAAAGACGGUUGUACACCCUUGCAUACAGCGGUGCUCCACAGGCAAACUGAAUGCAUAAAGCUCUUGUUGAAAAGCGGGGCUAAGCUCACCGGACGGAACAGCGAGGGGAAAACACCUGCGGAUAUCGCGAAGGAGAAAGGAUACGAGAAAUGUUUGGAGCUCAUUGAUCACGCGGCCGAAAACAAGAAAUCCUUGUUCGAGAACGUCAACCUCGAUUUCGGCAGUUUACAACCCCCAACGCACGCGGACGACGGGUCAACGGACUUUUCCGACGACGACUACGCAGAAGAAAAGCUAUCAGAUUGGCGAGCUCGAGGAUCAAGGCCCGCGUCCGUAAUAUCGACCGAUCUGAUGCGAGCUGAAUCCCCGAUGAGCAGGAAGAAAGCCCCUCCAACAGGCGGUAUAACUCCUGGCUCAGUGAAGAAACGAACAGCUCCCAAUCCUCCGCUUCAGCUGUAUUCCACGCCAAAUCACAAUCGCACCCCGUCUGACCCGAUGUUCACGCCCGGCCAAUUACCGUCGUCGACACCUGCUUCCAGCACCACUUCAGCCAGUUCCUCAAUUCAAGGCUCAGUACCACAUAAACGCAACCUCUCAAUGGACGUAGGUGGAUCAGGAGGCCCCAGUUUGUUAGACGAAAUCACCUCGACCCUUGGACGGAGCUCAGUACAAAGGCCGAAGUGCCCACCGCCUCCUAAGCCUCCUGUGAACGGUGCGAAGCCGGAAUCCGCGGUCACCUAUAAGAGAUGCAGAGCGCUCUAUAACUGCAGCGCAGAUGCCGAUGACGAGUUGUCCUUCAAGGAAGGCGACAUAAUUCUGAUAACUAAAGAAAAACCGAAGAUCAAGAUUGGAUGGAAGGCAUGCUCCAAUCCGGGGAUGGAAAGCGGGCUUUGUUCCCUGUUUCGUUUGUAGAUAUGAUCGACUGAGAUUGAAACUUUAGAUGAAGAGAAACAUCGUGUACAGGGAAGAAGGCUUCCUCUACCUAGACAACAAAAAAAAGACGAGGGCCAGGUUGAGCAUGUCUGAGAUAGUUGAACCACGUAACGAAAAUACUACCGAGGGCUAGCUUACUUAUAGUGUUACGGAUCUUUUAUCUAGUCUUAGUCC